AUGCGGAACACCCGAGCCGCCAUCGUCAUCGUCACCCUCACCAUCAUCAUCACCCGCAUUCACCUUCACAUCAGCAGCAGCAGCAGGAGUACUUUCAGCAACAGCAGUAUUCCCAGCAGCAGCAACAUCAACAUCAGCUUUAUCAGAACCACGAGCGCCCGCGUGGAAGGAGUCGAAGUACGGGGAUCCUCGCAUGAACGAGGACGAUCGGCCCCUCCGCCCAUCAAUGACAGCCCUUGGGAUGCUCGUGCUUCAACUACGGCAACAUUAUUUCCGCAUCGAUCCCAGGCAUUGAGUGAUCAGCCCAGAGCGUGGAAGGCCCUGCCCACCACGCCCGGCCAGUUUCGACUGGGUGAGGAUGGGUUGCCAUGGUCAGCGUGGGCCUGGCCGUCGGAUCCGAACGGGUACGAGGAUGAGUCCCCUUUUGCCAACAACCCGACGACUGUCCACCUUUCCCCGGAAAGGCGUCGUCGUAUCGAGGAUCCGGAAAGAGUCAGGGAGUUGGAGACGCUGUCGACGGCCAUGAUGACGGUGGACAACGGAUUUGAGAACCAGUGGUGGUUUCAGGGUCCGCGAGCAUCGACAACCCGGGCGUCUGACGAUGGUGAUAAUGACAAUAAUGAUGACGAUGACAAUGACGAUGACGACGAUGCUCGGCCCCUGAGCGCGGCGGAAGCAAUGCUCUUGGCCUCUGCUGAGCCCCCCGCGACAGGAGGAGAUACCUACGACUCCGGACCUCCGAACCCCUAUGACAUAGUCUCACCAAUAUCGGACAUGUCCAGCCCAACGCCGAGCUUUCGGGGGCCUCUGUACAGAUCUUUGACCACUCGAUCGGAGGAACUGUGGAUCGGAAGUUGA
This is a messenger RNA of Anthostomella pinea, 858 nucleotides long. Lineage: Eukaryota; Fungi; Ascomycota; Sordariomycetes; Xylariales; Xylariaceae. The record is from the annotation of a GenBank genome assembly.